This is a messenger RNA of Lindgomyces ingoldianus, 1419 nucleotides long. RefSeq lists its product as uncharacterized. The record is from RefSeq and is a predicted model, not a curated record. Bases 1 to 1419 code for a protein of 472 amino acids. The transcript has a single exon. Lineage: Eukaryota; Fungi; Ascomycota; Dothideomycetes; Pleosporales; Lindgomycetaceae.
AUGAAUAAAACACUACCAGCAUGUGCGACAUUGGACGCUCUUCCUAACGAACUCCUAAUCCAGAUUGCCUCCCAUUUUGAUCGGCAGCCUCCCUCAAUAUUAAAAUUCACACAUGAGCCAUCUGCGCAGUUGACAUGUUCGGAAGAAAGAUCGUUGAAGUCAUUAUCCGGGGUAUCGUGGAGAUGGAGAAAGAUCGUACUCCCUGUUCUAUUCCGCUACUCCAGAAUCUCGCUCGACAAAACUCCCCAAUGGGUUCCGAUCGAUGCCAGGCUAGUUGAGAAUAUGCAAGGUCAGCUAACGAAGCUGAGCAAUCACGAACUGCAAAUAUACCAGAAAAUGAGAAGCAAAUUCAAGAGCAGCUCAAUGUGGGCAUUCGACGAGUCUUUCGACGAUCUCCUUAUCAAUUUGUGUCGAAUCCGGGAAGGAGAUGACUUUCUGCGAUCAGUACCGAACAUCCUGUGGCUUCCGCACCUCCCGAAGACGUUUACAGACUUCGGUCGCUUUGUGGCUCACUACAAUAUGAAGCACUAUAUUAAAAGUCUUGUGGUUUUCACGGAUAAGGAGUAUGAAUUACGUCAUGUCUCGACUGCCGAUGCCCCAUUGAGUCGAGCUGUGUCUGAGAUUUGGUCCCAGAUCUUCUUUCGUCUAGAACCUUUUCGGGUGGUUGUAGCUGCUCCUCCUACUACCCUCGCUGGGCUGUUGGAUACGCAAAUGCUGAGCUCGGAUGCCUGGGCAUUUGACAUGAAAAUGCACUAUAUUGAGCUUCUGCAGCCAGAGCCGAGUCGUAUUAACCAUCCCAGAGAAUCUACCUGCCGCCCGUGGGAUUCUGCCUUAGUGCACCGAAAACCUUGGACCCACCUAGGAUAUAAUGAAGGGUCCUCUAUCACCGCAUACAGUACCUACGAGUAUCACCUCAAGCAAUCCCCAAAAAUGCUAUACCUCAUUAUUCUAAGGCUGGCGAAGGAAGUGCAGGACUGUUGCAACAUCGUAUCCUUCUCGUUUCACGGCGUGUUCCCCUUUAGUACCAAUAUCACGACCAUCAUCCGCGCACUACAUAAAGUAAAGACGUUACGGAAAGUGCACUUCCAGCUCGCGCCUGGAAAUGAGAACAGCCUUCUCAAUACACCGAAACGAAUGGGGCGAGCGCAACCUCAUGAUUUAUGGAUGGAGUGGAACGAAUCCUACAAGGUCAUUGCCAGUUUCCUUGGGGUGUAUGGCUUUGCUGAUGGGGCGGAAUUUGUGAGCUCAGAUUGUGAUGUGGCUGGUUUGGCGGGUGAGGUGGACGACUAUAUGGAUAUGCGUUUUAAGCGGGGGAGUGGUUGGAGGAAAACGGAGAUUGGGAAGUGGAUCAAAGACGAAAGUCUUGGUAAAGACGGGGCACCUACGGAAGCAGGCCCGAGUGCUGAAGCACCUGCAUAG